GAGCAGACAGUGUGAUUUGACCCAGCCCUUCUUCUGCAGUGAAGCAUUUGUGGGUAGCGUAUACAUUUUAAUACCGAAAGUGUCCAACGGCACGUACGCCGCUGAAAUGGCUGCUGCGGCUCCAGAAGGAACAUCCGCGUGGAGUGUUGAGAGCGAUGUAACGGCCGCAGAGAUAAACAAGGACAAUGACGCGGAGAAAGAAAACGGCCUCGCGUUACCGGAAACGGAGGAGCCACGCAGCAGCAUAAAACCGAAAAUGGAAGAGGUGAACGCGGGGCCCUGUGAAGAGAAGCCCGCUGCAGCGACAGACAAGGCCGAGAAGGAGGUGGUGACAGAGGACAGUGCUGCUGCAACGGUGAACCAGGUGGCAACAACCGCUCCUGAAGAACCGGAGAUAAAGCAUGAGCUACAGCAAAGCCCCGGAGAAGGUAGCCUAAACAAUGAACCAGCCAACGAUAACGCAUUGAAAGAAGCAAAGGAGGAACCAAGAGAGGACAGCCAUGGUACGGGGAUAAACUGCGAAAAGAGCAAAACCGUUUGUGAAGAUGGUGAGAAAGCCAGCGGCGGGGGCGGGGAUCUGGGUGACAAGAGGCGGCCGAGUGUGGAGAUAUCAUCCUCGGAUGGUGAACCGUUGAGCCGUAUGGACUCAGAGGACAGUCUCAGCAGUACCCUGAUGGAGAUGGAGAGCACGGUGUCGAGUGGGCGCUCCACCCCUGCUAUGAUGAACGGACAGAGCAAUGCCAGCUCCUCCGGGGCUAAGACAGUGGCCUAUUCCUGCUGCUGGGACCUCUGUCCGCAGUGCUUCAACUCAAGUCCUGAUCUGGCAGAACAUAUCCGGGGCAUUCAUGUGGAUGGGCAGAGAGGAGGGGUGUUUGUGUGUCUAUGGAAGGGUUGUAAGGUGUAUAACACACCGUCCACCAGUCAAAGUUGGCUCCAGAGACACAUGUUGACCCACAGUGGAGAUAAGCCCUUUAAGUGUGUAGUUGGUGGCUGCAACGCCAGCUUUGCUUCCCAAGGAGGGUUAGCCCGCCACGUCCCGAGCCACUUCAACCAGCAGAGCUCCUCCAAAAUGUCCGGCCAGGCCAGACUCAAGGAAGAGUCACCCUCCAAAGCUGGACUCAACAAGAGAAAGAAACUUAAGAACAGACGCAGGUGUACUUUACCGAGACCCCACGACUUCUUUGAUGCCCAAACCAUGGAUGCCAUCCGCCACAGGGCCAUCUGUCUCAACCUUGCCACCCACAUCGAAAGUGUUGGCAAUGGCCACAGUGUGGUCUUCCACAGCACGAGGAUUAAGAUCUGUCCUUUAAAGCAGCAACUCAAACCACUCAGCUCAUAAAUCAUUUCAUGCUGGUUAAACACAAGCUCACUACUUCUUCUUCAGCCUUCACAUACAUGGUCAUGGCCUCUUCAAGUGUAGUCUGAGCUUGUGAUUAUUAACCUGGUUCUGUGAGGAGCCCGAGGGCAUAGGUUACUAGCUAUGCCUUUUUAAUUAAAAGGGCAGUGAAGCAGCUGCUGGUGCACUGAGACACAACUGUAGGGCCCAUUGCUGCCAGCAGAGGAUUUAGGCUAAUGUUGCAGCCAGGCCCUGUUGUUGAUUCUAAGAAGUUGUCUCUUAUCCCUUAUGGGGUUUAUGGAGCAGGAGCCAGCAAAGCCCUGGUGGGAAGCGAGCAGAUAAAGAAGAACAAAAUCCAGUGACAAUGUUAAUUUAUGAGGUGAGACUAGAGCUCUGAAAAGCUAAAAAGAAAUUUUUUGCAUCUUUAAAGAUUUAUUUUUAAAUGUCAAAGAGGGGUUUCUAAUAGCAAUUUAAGUUGAUCUCUAUAAAUAAAGAACAAGCAAUAUGUUUUGAUUGGCUGAUUAACAAGCAGCAACACAUGUAUUUCUUGCAAGAUUAUAAUUGUUACUUUUAACUGAUAGUAGAGUGACUGGAUUUUCACUUGAAUAUAAAAUAUUUAAUACAGAAAGUUUAACAUUGUACAUAACACAUACAGUAAUACAACACAAAUUUAAAAGGGUCAGUAGAAAAAAGUGUUCAAUUAUAUUUAUAUGCACAUGUUAAGUUUUUACAAAGUCUACAAUAGCAAACAAUUAAGAAAGUAAGUAGGUAAAAUCAAAGCUUAAGAGUUGAAAUAAUUCUAGUAUUGAGACAAGAAUUAGAAACUUGUGAUUCCUCAUAUGGCUUAAUGAGCAUAAGAGACAUUGGAAAGAAAAAGCAGCACACUAAGUGAGGCUUUACAGAAUUUUAAUUUGUGACAAUAAAAUAUAGGAAAAUUCCUCAAAAUACAAUUUCAGAAUGCCCUAAAAAUAAUCAUGCUGGAGAGAUUGGUUAUAUUUGGUAUGCUGAUUAGAAACCAUGUUUCCUGUAUGAAAUUCCUGAGAGAAUCCGGUUUUGAUUUUUAUGUUUACAUGACGUUGACUAAAUCGGCAUACUGGAGAAAGCCGAGUGUAACCCGAUUCCUUAAUUUUAGGUAAUCGCACUGAAGGAGCAAGAGAGGGGGACAACAUUGACUUUGCAGUCUAAGCAAUGACUUUAUACUAACAUUUAUACUUCACUUACAUGUCAAAGAACACUGAACAGGUCCCUGUAACGUCAACUUCAUGCAUGGCUUUAUUCCAUCCUUUCUAUGAUUAGCUAACAAGGAAACGGAUGCAAAAAUCACUACAAAUUUCUGCCUAUACAAAGUCAGACUAUAGUACUCAUAUUUUGUUUCAUAGGUCCUAGGCACUGUAGGGUGUAGAUUUCAUAUCGACAGUAUGUCUGUUAAAGCGGGACAUGCAGAAGUCAUUUUUCGGCUUUGUCACUGAUGACGUUGCUGUUGAGUUGCUCUGCCCACUUGUUCUUUUUAUCUCUUUAAAGAGUUUCACACAAAAUUCCAAGAAGUU
Molecule: messenger RNA, 2883 nt
Organism: Etheostoma cragini (Arkansas darter)
Lineage: Eukaryota; Metazoa; Chordata; Actinopteri; Perciformes; Percidae
Product: zinc finger protein aebp2-like
Exons: 6
Coding region: 107-1339 (410 amino acids)
Biological process (GO): regulation of transcription by RNA polymerase II
Cellular component (GO): ESC/E(Z) complex
Source: RefSeq, a predicted model, not a curated record